This is a messenger RNA of Parus major (Great Tit), 8239 nucleotides long. RefSeq names its product solute carrier family 24 member 4 (gene SLC24A4). The record is from RefSeq and is a predicted model, not a curated record. Lineage: Eukaryota; Metazoa; Chordata; Aves; Passeriformes; Paridae. Gene Ontology annotation, molecular function: calcium, potassium:sodium antiporter activity; calcium channel activity. Bases 271 to 2046 code for a protein of 591 amino acids. Gene Ontology annotation, biological process: sensory perception of smell; intracellular calcium ion homeostasis; calcium ion transmembrane transport. The transcript is spliced from 17 exons. Gene Ontology annotation, cellular component: membrane.
CCGCUUCCUCCGCCGCCGGCCAUGGGGCGCGGGGCUCAGCCCGGCCCCUGAGCGCGACGCCUCUCCCCCCGCUCCGGGCUGCUGCCGCCUCCCGCCCGCCGCCACCUGCCUCUCCCUCCCUGCGCCGCUGCCGACCUGAGGCCCUGGGCAUCGGCUUCUCUUCGCGCUGCAGCCCGACCGAAAUGGAGCCGUCCGCGGGAAGCCGCCGGCAGUGAUCCCCGCUCUCCCACCGACCCACUGGCCGCCCCCUCGGUGUCCGCGCUCGCUCCGAUGGAGCUGGAGGAGACGCCGCUCGCCCCUCCGAAGACCAUGCUGCUUAUGCUGAGGAAAGUUCGCAAGAGGCGGGAGAUGCUGCUGCAGCAGCUGGGCUUCAUCUGCGCCAUCCUCUUCUUCGCCUGGUGCAUGUCCAGCCUGCUCUCCAGAGCGGGCCAAGAAUCAGCUGUUCCAGACAGAGGCAUUGUAUCAGGAAUGUGGAGAAAUAGAAGGUUGAUGGCAUCACCUAAUGGGACACAUGAAGAGAACUGUACAGAGCCAGCCAUUAAUGAGUUUCCUGAAGAUAUAUUUACAAAUAAAGAACGUCAGCAAGGAGGAAUUCUGCUUCAUAUCAUUGCUGCUCUUUAUAUGUUUUAUGCUUUGGCCAUAGUAUGUGAUGACUUCUUCGUUCCAUCCUUAGAGAAAAUUUGUGAGAAACUACAUUUGAGUGAAGAUGUUGCUGGAGCCACAUUCAUGGCAGCAGGGAGCUCCACCCCAGAACUGUUUGCAUCUGUUAUAGGUGUAUUUAUCACUCAUGGAGAUGUAGGAGUUGGGACCAUUGUUGGUUCAGCAGUUUUCAACAUCCUCUGCAUUGUUGGUGUCUGUGGACUGUUUGCAGGACAGGUGGUUUGUCUCACCCAGUGGGCCGUGUUCCGGGAUUCUGUAUACUACACAAUAUCUGUGAUCAUACUUAUUGUUUUCAUAUAUGAUGAGAAAAUAGAAUGGUGGGAAAGCCUUGUACUCAUCAUUAUGUAUUCAUUCUACAUACUUAUCAUGAAGUACAACAUGAGGAUGCAAAAUUUCUUCACCCUUAAAAGCAAGAAUGUUGGAAAUGGUGACACAGUCAACAAUGAGCUGGAAGAUGUGAAGGGGAUACAGCAGUAUGGCAAAAACAGUGUUGUGAUGGUGGAUGAGAUCAUCUGCUCCAGUCCUCCCAAGUACCGGUUCCCUGAAGCCGGAUUACGGAUUAUGAUUACGAAUAAAUUCGGACCACGCACCAGAAUGCGGAUGGCAAGCCGACUCAUCAUUAACGAGCGUCAGCGGCUAAUCCAGUCUGCCAAUGGCUCAAGCAAAGCACUUCAGAACAGGAGACAGGAAAAUAUCGAAAAUGGAAACAUCCCUGUGGGAAACCAAGUGGAGGAAAACGAACAGGACAGUCUAACUCCAUUUUCAGUGCCAGAUGGAAAAAUGAACAAAGUUAAAUGGCUUUUGACAUGGCCAUUGAUAUUCGUGCUCUUUACCACAAUUCCAAACUGCAGCAAGCCACGCUGGGAGAAGUGCUUUAUGCUGACCUUCAUCUUGUCCACUCUCUGGAUUGCCUUGUUCUCCUACUUCAUGGUGUGGAUGGUGACUGUGAUUGGAUACACCCUUGGGAUACCAGAUGUGAUCAUGGGCAUUACUUUCCUGGCUGCAGGAACAAGCGUCCCAGACUGCAUGGCCAGCUUAAUAGUGGCAAGACAAGGCCUUGGUGACAUGGCAGUAUCCAAUACAGUAGGGAGCAAUGUCUUUGAUAUUCUGGUGGGACUUGGUGUUCCAUGGGGUUUGCAGACCAUGGCAAUCGAUUAUGGAUCAACUGUUAAAAUAAACAGCAAAGGAUUGGUUUAUUCAGUUGCACUUUUGCUAGGAUCAGUGGCACUUACUGUGUUUGGAAUCCAUAUAAAUAAGUGGAAACUUGACAGGAAGUUAGGCAUCUACGUGUUGCUUCUAUAUGCUAUUUUCCUGUGUUUAUCUAUAAUGAUAGAGUUCAAUGUCUUCACCUUUGUCAACUUCCCUAUGUGCCGAGAAGAACUUUAAGCCACAGCAAGGAGAGAGACUGAAAUUCUUCUGAUUGCACAUGAUGUAAAUGACAGGAGGCAUUUCACAUUUCUACCUUCUUUCCAUCAGUAAUUUGAGUGUCAUUCCUGCUUAAUCAGCUAAUGAGCACUUUUACCUAUAUGGAAGGAAAGCAUACCUUUCUUUCAACAUGCUAGCUGAAGGCUACCAAAGCAUUUUCCUCAUCUUUGGAUAUUGCUGCCCUGUCAUAAAGCUACAUGGAUCUUACACAGAACUCUAGAAGGACCCAUUUCUGGGCAUUCUGUUGUGGUUUUCAUUCUCCUUUUGCAGACAAUCAACCACCACCAUCAAGGUUAGCAAGAGGAUGGGAGAAAAAAAUCUUUAUAGAUCUUUUGGUUUUGACAUUUACUUUCCAUGGAAGGAUUAGCGGCAAGUUCAGAACCUUUCUUGGCUCAGUCAGAAUAUUUGAACUACGGGACCAGAAAGUCCAAGACACAUAUCCAUGGCAUGCACUGUUGAGGAUCAUUUCCCCCUUCAAGUGCUCUGCUUAUAGAGAAGCUGCACUGACAGUUUUUGAUGGCAGUGUUGGAUAUUUAUCACUCUGUUCAAUGAGCAAUGUGGCAGAGAAAGAAGAGGAAAUGGUUGUAUGUUGUAUCACUUGUGAUGAUGCACACUAGAAGUCAGAGUAACUGCAUACCGAAGAGAAUUUACAUGCAGAAAUUCAUACUUGAAAAAUGUUUUAUUGUUUAUGAGGAAUGCUGUAUACAUAGAUAUAAACUGACAUUUGUGGAAUAUUACACCACAAGAAAAACUUUGCAUUGGCCAUUGUAAGCCCAUUGUGUAAAUUUAGAAGAAACUAAAGAAAUAAAAUAUAACUGGGUGCUCAGUAACUAUUAGUUAUUGUUAUCAGCUGGGAGUAGUAGCUGAACAUAAUCCAGACUUUUUGACAACAAAACCCACUCUGAUUAUGAUUUGGUUUGAUUCAGUUUGAUUGGUGGGAGGAAGAAGCUUAUUUCAUCAGUCAAGAAGCUGGUGUAUUCUUCACCAUUUUUUCUUAUUCCCAGAAGCUUAAUGAAGAUGAAUGUCUGACACGGAGCAGUGCAGAUAAGAGCCACCCUGACAAAAGCAAGUCUGUCAAGAGAAUAUGGUCCUUGAUUUGAUUGCAUGCAGGUUUUGAAGCAUGAUAUACUUCUUUUUAACCCCAAGUAGAAGCCAAGUUUUGGUAUCCUUUCUACCAGCAUAAAUCUGAUGGAAGGAAUUACUCUGGGAAUAAUUGACAGCUAGAUCCAGCCCAGAGUAUUAAAACAGCAAGUAACAUUCCGCAUUUUAGCAGUGAUAUAAUUGUAAAUCACUGAGACAGCAUAUUUUGAAUUGCUACUAAACUUUAAAAAUAUUUUGAAGCUGUAUGUGAAUGAUCACAUAAAGUUUCUAAAGAAGCACAGUCACCUUUAUAUGUAGAUUUUUAAAAUUUUUUAAUGUUUAUAAGCCAAACCAAACGUAUCAACUAACGGUUGAUGUGUUUUUAAAUAUAUUAAUAUUUUCCAUUAAGACUAUAUAUAAAAAAUUGUGUCAAUGAGAAUAUACUAUAAAAACUAAGCAAAUAAGCACUUACUCAGAAAGUUCCUUCUUUUGACCUAUAUGAAAAUCAUUAUGUUUAGCCAUCUGACAUGCAGAAUACUGUUUACACCAGGCAAUGAGUUUACAAUUAAAACUAUUUUAAAAAUUAUUUUAGGAUAAAUUAAAGAGUGUAUGUGUUGGUGGUGUAUUUUUUAAGAAUUGGGUCCAUUCAAUGUGAUCCUAAAGAGAAAAAGAGCAACACAUUUACUUGCUUUACAUUUUGUUACAAAUGUCAGUAUUAGUAUCCAUUUAGGGUUUCUUACCUUAAUUAAAUAGUUGUGUCGUUAAACUAAGAACUAAAGAUGGACACAAAUACAGCAUUAAUAAAAUGCUUAAUUGAAUAGGCAAGAAUGGCAUUAAACACUUUUUAUCUCAAGUAUGCCAAUGACCCCAUUUCCAGGCAUUCACAACAUUUUUGUUGCAGUAUAAAGCUGAGGAGAUGGAAUUCGUGUUCAUCUUUGAGUCUUCUGUUGCUGAAAGGCUGUGAAAAUGCAGGAUACUGCUGCAUCACUGUAGGAAUAGCCCUCUCUAGUCUUACUCCUCCCCCUGCUGUCUUUCAGGAGGACGGUUUACUGCUGAAAAUCUGGUGAUGGCUUAGAUAUGGGACUGAAAUGAGCAGAGAAACAGACUGAGUGUAUGGGUUUUUUCCCUAUAUUCUGUUUUUGUGGUCUUGGAGAACUGUAUCCAAGCAAAGAUUUGCUCUCCUGUGCACAGUUCAGGCAGCUCAGUUGUCUUUACAUAAUAGAAGGGUACUUCCAAAGUCCGGUUUUGAAUGUGUAGUGAUCAGCUGAGUUGACAGGGAUGAGGGCAUCAAAGUUUAUAGGGACAGAUCUAGAAAAUUACACUGUACCUUCAUAUUUCUGAGCCAGCCAACUUUAGAAGAGUAUGGACACCAUUUUUUUCUGUAGCAGCCGACUCUCAGCGCAAAUAUACAUGAACUUUGUUUGCUAAUUCCGUAAGUCCUUCACACAUUUACAAUUACUCUGCCUAAUCUGAACAACACCUGCUCCAGAAAACCAGUGCUGUGUUUUGGCAAGAAAGAGUCUCAGCAUCCAGAACGACCACAGCCAAUGUGUGGCUGGUUCCUAUCAUCUACAGCUCUCCCUGAAAUAUAAACUCACUUCAGGACAAUUUAUAUUGAAUUCUAAUGCUGCAUUCCAUUGGGUGUUCUCAUCUGCAUCUGUUGCUAUGAGACAAGUAUCAUGCCAUGCUUAUCAUUAUGAAUAACAUUAGUGGGAUUCUCCUUUGACACCACCACAUGACCAAGGAUGUAUUGUUUGCCAAAGAAUUAUGAGAUGCUGUGUCAGAGAUUUGAUGACAAAUAAUCAUAUGAAGUACUUGAAGAAGCUGAGUAGUCCUUGCCCAUAUGCUAAAAUAAAUAGUUAUACACUAAGCUGUGCAGGUAAACUGAAUGGUCCAAGAAAGAUCUGAUUGACAAAUUGUUGGAUUGCAGGUAAACCCACAUCAGAAUGUAUCAGUAAUUCAGGAGGCUGUUGCCGAGUAAUAACAGACUAGUGCCUUUCAAAUGUAUUAAAAAACCCCAAGCAAACAACAAAAAAACAUUAGCUUUUGUGGUCAGGAAACCAUUGAAAAUUUGCCAUUUUCUAGUCAAGAAAAGGAGUGAUUUGUGCUUGACUCUCCCCUGUUAGCACAGUUCUAUACUGCAGCUGUUCAGAUUGUAUUUAUAAAAUUUUGUAGCCAUUUUGUUUCAUUAACUGUUGCAAAAGUUAGCUGGCUGAGUUUGGAAUGUAUGUCACAAUGUUCCGUAAGUUAAUGUUCAGCUCAAGAGUGAAAAGAAAGCUGGUGGAUGUGAGAGAGAAAACUGUUAGUGUGAUCUGAAAUUUGCCGGCAUACUAACACUGAAAAGUAACACAACUCAGAAAAAGAUAUCCCAUAUCCAGCAAAGCUUAACUUCAGUAGGUUUGAUUCCAUUUUAAAGCUAAGCAUCUAUCCAAGUGCCUUGCUGGAUUGUGUCCUAAGAUGACAGUGGAGCAUGGUUUCUAGGCUUUUUAUCAUACUCAGUUCUUUCCAUGUUCUAUUGGUUUUGUAGUCUAAAGAUUUUACUUCUUAAAUUAAAAGGUUUGACCAGAAUCUGUGGACUUGUGCUCUGCUGAUACCAUUUUGAAUUUCCACUCUUGUAAACAAGAGAACUUGUUCCUUGUCUCAGACUUCUCAGUUGUGUAUCUGCCCUUAUGUAUCAGCAGGAUCAAAACUGAGGUACAGCUGGCCAAGGAGGGCUUUUAGCAGCUCUUUUGUGCUGCAGUUGCCCUGGGGUAGCACAGUCACCCAUGGACCCAUGGAGUGUAAUCAUGUCUGUAGCAAGGAACUGGGAGUGUUUCCAUUGAGUUCAGCGUGUUUGAUUCCAUUUCUUUACCAUAACAAUUGUACUGCAUUAUAAAGUAUUGCUUGAGUAAAGAUUUCAAGCUCAGGAUCUGCACAUCUAAAUCUAAGAAGCUGCAGAUGUAGUUAUCUUAAUGUCUCUUUGAUGGUCUAAGGGCUUCUCUCUGGGCUGAAGUCUAGCCUAGAAGAACACCUUAAGUCUUCCCAGGUACAGGUACAGCAUAGUCAACCAUCUUUCUCCUGGCUCAGUCUUCGGUGUGCCAAUUUUAUUUUGUUUUUAUGUGCUUGCUGCAGCUGUAACAGACAAAGUUAGCUUCUGGUUUUAGAUUAUAUUUGUAAACUUUCUGUCAACAUGUAAACAAAUUGUCAAAGUCUACUAAUUUAAUACUUAGCAAUUAUAGAGAAGAUUCUCUUCUGUCUUUUAUUUCCCGUGUGACUCUGCUUUAAUUACACUUGUUUCUAUUAUGCGUUUGCUCUAGUUGCACAAAUGCCUCAUGAGUUUUGUUGUCUUCCUUUCUUGGAUUUCUUGCAAUUGUUAUGCUAUUUUCUUGUGUCCCACUGUUAGUUGGUUUUGGUAGAGUUCUUUAAGCUGUAGAAAUACUGUCUGAUUAUUCAUGCCAAGGAAAGAUCAGACAUUAUGUAAUAUGAAACAGACACUAAAAUAACUCUGAUCGCCAGGUGAAACCAAAGAAUCUUCCUAAUUGAAGUAUAUCACCUUGGAGCAUAAUGUUCUGUCAUUGCAAGCCUCAGAUCUCUCUGUUAUUUGUGUUUAAACAUUCAGAAGAAAAUUUCUGCAGCUCAUGCAUUUGCUGCACAAUUUUCUUUCUAUUUCCAUGAGUUUGCCACAUUUUUCAUUUUGUUGGUGGUGAGAUUUAUGUGAUCAUUACACAGGUAAAUGACAGAGUUUAGUUCCAGCAAUUCUGUACCAAACCCGUUAUUAUUCCCUUGAACCAUUUGGAAAAGUCUGUAUGCAAGUGAUCAAUGUCCUGCUGAAGAAGAGAAUAUUCAACUGAUGUAUGCAUUCCAGUUUCUGACCUACCAUAUACAUGUUUAAAAACCUCCUUUUGAAUAACUUGAGCACACACUUUUCUCACAUUUCCCCAUGUGUGAGGUCCUGAUGGUUUUUCCCCAGGGAAGUCUGUGAAAUCCUGUACAUGCCUCUCCUGGCAGAUGAGAUUUGUGUAGCUGUAUCUUCAAAGGCCAAGAUGGGUAGUGACCAUAGCAAUUCACUCAUCACUGCUUGCUACCAUACAGUGCACUGUCUGAAAGAAAUUAAUAAUUAUGGGAAAUUACCGCCAUUUGGGUAUUUUCUUAGAAGAAUUGUGAGUUGGAAUUUAGUCUUAUUUUUCUUUUUCACUUGCACAAAGAAUGUAGGUGAUCAUUGCUGUCCUAUCACUGAGAUGGUCUUGAUAAACUUGAUCGACAAAUAAAGAUUGGUUUAUAGCACUAGGCAUAGUAAUAAAUUCUAAAGGUAUCAGAAUAUCUGAAAAUCAGACAGAUAUAAUCUCUAGAAAUAUUAAUAACAACUGAGAUGCUUCCUUUCAGAGGGUUUCUGCAGAAAGAUUAUGGUCUUUAUUCAUAUACCAGUUAUGUAUGCAAAGAAAACUUGUAAAUCUGCUUCCCCAGCAACAAAUGUGUUUCAAAUUGCUGUUACUGCAGCAAAGUUAUGACCAAAUUCUUCCCUUCACAUUUUUGGGAGUGGUGCCAGUGUUCAUUAAUGUCCUGAUAGUUGGCACAAAUUAGUAUCAGUGGAACUGAGCAUAGAACUUGGCUCAUGGUAUCUCCUCCAUUGCAAGAAAUUCUUUGAAAUCAUUUAUGGUCACUAAAAUAACUUCUGAACCUUUUAAAAACCCAUGUUUCAUACUUGCAGGCAUUUGCAGUGCACCCUUCAGAGGUGCAAUACCUCUUUAAAUAUUAUGAAAACUUUCUAGAACUGCUUACUUUGAAAACAGAAAGGGAUGGGUUUAUAAACUGUAAAUAACAGAAAUCUCUCAUGUUACUUAUUUUUUCAAUGACUGUGACCUUAUGCACUGUGAAUGCUCUGUGAUAUGGGGUCCAUUGUACAGAUAAAUAUGUCAUGAAAUCCAAAUGGAUUUAAUGUGAUAAUUUGUUACAAAAUGGUGGCAUGAUAUUUGAUUAUUUUUGUUGUGAGAAUUUUAAAAAAUAGUUAACUCAGCAUUUAUAAAGAUUAUAGCAGUCAGUAUUAUAAUGCACUAUAUAAAAAUAUGUACACUAUCAAUAAAUUAUAUAAACAAGA